Phacochoerus africanus (Common warthog) is the source of this 1581-nucleotide messenger RNA. RefSeq names its product phospholipid phosphatase 1 (gene PLPP1). The record is from RefSeq and is a predicted model, not a curated record. The transcript is spliced from 7 exons. NCBI's taxonomy places the organism in Eukaryota, Metazoa, Chordata, Mammalia, Artiodactyla, Suidae. Gene Ontology annotation, molecular function: phosphatidate phosphatase activity. Gene Ontology annotation, biological process: signal transduction; phospholipid dephosphorylation; phospholipid metabolic process. The coding region runs from base 440 to 1303 and encodes 287 amino acids.
UUGGAGAGGGUGUCUCGAUCUGGACAGCGGGCGGCCGGGGCGGGCCAGAACCCACAAGGAGGGCCUGAGGCAACCGAGCCGCCGUGACGGGCACGCGAGCGUCUUGGCCCCGACUGAGUAGUUGCGGGAGUUGCGAGGGGAGGGGUCGCGGGCGCCAUUGCUGCUCGUCAGAGCGCCUCCGAGCCGCCGUCAACCCUUGGCUGCUCUCCCCGGUCUGGGAAGAGCAGUUGCCAGUCCCCGGCCGGGUCUCGUGAGUCGGGUGCCCCCGCCGCCGCCCACGCCGAGACCAUGUUUGACAAGACGCGGCUGCCGUACGUGGCCCUCGAUGUGCUCUGCGUGUUGCUGGCUUCCAUGCCUAUGGCUGUUCUAAAUUUGGGCCAAAUAUAUCCAUUUCAGAGAGGCUUUUUCUGUAAAGACAACAGCAUCCAGUACCCGUACCAUGACAGUACCGUCACAAUCCACUGUCCUCAGCACAGUGGGGCUUGGUUUACCCAUUUUCCUCUCUGGAUUGCCUUUUGCAAUUCUUACUUCAAGGCAUACCCCCUUCCAACGAGGAUUAUUCUGUAAUGAUGAGUCCAUCAAGUACCCUUACAAAGAAGACACCAUACCUUAUCCAUUAUUAGGUGGAAUAAUCAUUCCAUUCAGUAUUAUCGUUAUGAUUGUUGGAGAAACCCUGUCUGUUUACUUUAACCUCUUGCACUCGAAUUCCUUUAUCAGGAAUAACUACAUAGCCACUAUUUACAAAGCCAUUGGAACAUUUUUAUUUGGUGCAGCUGCUAGUCAGUCCCUGACUGACAUUGCCAAGUAUUCAAUAGGCAGGCUGCGGCCUCACUUCUUGGAUGUUUGUGACCCAGACUGGUCAAAAAUCAACUGCAGUGAUGGUUACAUUGAAAACUACAUAUGUCGAGGGAAUGCACAAAAAGUGAAGGAGGGCAGAUUAUCCUUCUACUCAGGCCACUCUUCAUUCUCCAUGUACUGCAUGCUGUUCGUGGCACUUUAUCUUCAAGCCAGGAUGAAGGGGGACUGGGCAAGACUCUUACGCCCCACACUGCAAUUUGGUCUUGUUGCUGUAUCCAUUUACGUGGGCCUUUCUCGAGUUUCUGAUUACAAACACCACUGGAGUGAUGUGUUGACUGGACUCAUUCAAGGAGCUCUGGUUGCAAUUGUAGUUGCUGUAUAUGUAUCAGAUUUCUUCAAGGAGAGAAAUUCUCCUUUUAAAGAAAGGAAAGAAGAGGACUCUCAUACAACUCUGCACGAAACACCAACGACGGGGAAUCACUAUCGGAACAGUCACCAACCCUGAAUGUGGUGGCAGAGUGCCCAGAUGAAGCUGGCCUGCUUUCUAAAGGAAAAUGAUUGCAACCAGUAAGCAAGAGGAUGCGUCUUUCUUCCCGGUGUACAAGCCUUUAAGGGACUGCUGCUGCUAUACCUCUUGAAUGCCCACUUUACCUGUGUGUAUAUAGUUACAUUUAACACAAUGGUUAUCUAAUAGCUCUAAGUUCAUUAAAAAAAAUUUCAAGCCUUUCACUAAAACAAUGCCCCACUUGUACAUUUUUUAUUAAAAAAUGUAAUGCUUAUGUA